GUAAGCGUUCCUGAAUAUAUACAUUUAUAUACGUUUAUGUCCAUCUAUUUAGAUACCAAAACAGUUAGUAUUCCUUUUGACAGUUUAUAUCAAUGCCUUGCGAAGGAUGUGGCCUGGGCGAUGCCUCUCUUCAGUGCCCUACCUGCAAGAAGUUCGGUUUACCACCUAGCUUUUUCUGCUCACAAGAGUGUUUUAAGAAAAAUUGGGCGGAACAUAAGCUGAAGCACAGCCAGCCGCAGUGUUUGCAGGCAACAGUACCCACAAUGACAGAUUCUGAGUUAAAAAACUUUAAUUUUACGGGUCCGUUGCGCCCAUGGAAAAUAACCCCGCGGCGUGCAGUGCCGGAUAGUAUCGCGAAGCCAGAUUACGCGCUGCGCAACGAUGGAGUCUCUGCUUUGGAAGAAAGGAAUCGUGGCAACAACAAAGUGAUCAGUUAUAACAUCAAGCAUCUUCACGACGAUUACGAAGAUGUUAAUCUUCGUCGGCAGUCGGAUAUCUUGAAAAUUAAGCGCGUCUGUGCUCUCAGUCGCGAUGUGCUGAAUAUUGCAACCAAAGCCAUCAGACCAGGGAUCACCACCGAUGAAAUUGAUCGCAUCGUGCACGAGGCUACUAUUGAACGGCAGAUGUAUCCUUCUCCAUUAAAUUAUUACAACUUUCCAAAGUCCUUGUGUACGAGCGUGAAUGAAGUUAUCUGCCAUGGGAUCCCCGAUAGCCGCGAGUUGGAGGAAGGGGAUAUUAUUAACCUUGACGUGACAGGAUAUCUCGAGGGAUUUCACGGGGACCUGAACGAGACCGUCUUUGUGGGAAGGCCGGAUGCAGAUUCGGUGCGUCUCGUGCACACCGCCUACGCCUGUAUGAUGGCUGGGAUCAGCGUGAUCAAGCCUGGCACGCUCUACAAGCACAUUGGCGAUGCCAUCGAGGACCGUGCGGAUAAAUCAGGCUGCAGUGUGGUGCGCACCUACACUGGGCAUGGAGUCGGCGCACUCUUCCACACCACCCCAACUGUCUGUCACUACCGUAACAGCAAGAGCCCCGGGAUUAUCAAAACCGGGCACGUCUUCACCGUGGAGCCGAUGAUUAACCUGGGUACCUGGCAGGACGUGACGUGGCCGGAUCGAUGGACAAGCACCACCAAGGAUGGCAAACGUAGCGCGCAAUUCGAGCACACCCUCGUGGCGACUCCCCAGGGGUGUGAGAUUCUUACGGAUUGGGAAGACGGGGUGCCGUUUUACCAGCGCCAGCUGUGCGAUUGGGGAAUCGAAAUCCCUGCCGAGGAUCCGAGCGAGAUUAAAGUAGAUGCAAGGGUCGCAUGA
Messenger RNA from Phytomonas sp. EM1, 1313 nucleotides. The record is from the annotation of a GenBank genome assembly. NCBI's taxonomy places the organism in Eukaryota, Euglenozoa, Kinetoplastea, Trypanosomatida, Trypanosomatidae.